Messenger RNA from Wyeomyia smithii (pitcher-plant mosquito), 887 nucleotides. Its product is annotated as chymotrypsin-2-like. Gene Ontology annotation, molecular function: serine-type endopeptidase activity. Bases 87 to 830 code for a protein of 247 amino acids. Gene Ontology annotation, biological process: proteolysis. Lineage: Eukaryota; Metazoa; Arthropoda; Insecta; Diptera; Culicidae. The record is from RefSeq and is a predicted model, not a curated record. The transcript has 3 exons.
AUUUUCGUUUAUUGCGCGCUUUCGCGAUAAUCUGACGGUUUUUAAAGCUGCUCUCGAGGAACCCGCGCCUUAGAAUACCUUUAGAAAUGCACGGAAUCAGUGUACUGGCUGUGAGCUUGUGUCUAGCCGUGGCUGCGGCGAGCCCAAGUUGGCGACAACGCAUUACCGGAGGCCAGAACGCCGGUGAGGGACAGUUUCCCUACCAGGUAUCGCUGCGGGAUCAGCAGAUGGUUCACUUCUGCGGUGGAGCAAUUCUGAAUAAUCGAUGGAUCAUUACGGGAGCUAAGUGCGUUAACGGAAUGGAUCCGGCCAACGUGUUGGUUUGGACGGGCAGCCAAAGUCUAACGCGAGGUGGAACCAACCACCAGGCUGACAGAAUCAUCAUCCAUCCGAACUUCAACUAUCUGGCAAAUGACGUGGCAGUUGUUCGAGUUCGAACACCAAUAGUUCUUGCCUCCGAUACGUUCGCUCUUCAGAUGGCCAACUAUCGCUUAGACACGGCUCUCGGAGCUGUACUUUCCGGCUGGGGUCGACGAUCGAUGGGCAGCCCUGCCUUCCCGGACUGGUUGCAGUACCUGUCGGUCACAAUAAUUUCCCAGGAGGAGUGCAGAGAUCACUUCAAUGACGAAUUGAUACCGGAUGUUGUGAUGUGCUCUGCAUACCCAGCGGGUCAGAGUGCCUGUGUGGGAGAUGCUGGUUCUCCGUUGGUGUACAAUGGAGAACUGCAUGGUAUUGUGUCUUGGGGAAUGUCCUGUGGUGGUCUCCAUCCAGACGUGUUCACUCGAGUAUCCAAUCAAAGAGCGUGGGUUCUAGCGCACACCAUGCAAUAGAACCUUAGGUUUUGUCAACAAUAACUGGUUAAUAAAAAUUACUUUUUGUUUUGGAAA